Molecule: messenger RNA, 176 nt
Organism: Perkinsus marinus ATCC 50983
Lineage: Eukaryota; Perkinsozoa; Perkinsida; Perkinsidae
Exons: 1
Source: RefSeq, a predicted model, not a curated record
AUGUCACCUAUUCAGAUGACGCCUUUGAAAGGCGACAUACGCUACACCCUGUCAAUCAAGGCACUGCCUCUGCCGGUCGAUGGGGUCGGCUGGUUCCCUGGUAGACUGGGAGGCGCUGAACUAACGAACGUCGAGGACGAAUACUCUCACUAUACGUUGGUUGAAGGCGGACUACA